GCAGGCUAUUCACUUUUCCUCUUGUUCUUUCUCCCCCUCUCCCUGGUUUCUCUGGGCACAUGGAGCAGCAGCGGCCAGUGAAGCAGUCCCUCAGCAAGUCCCUCUGCAGAGAAUCCCACUGGAAAUGCCUGCUUCUGUCCCUUCUCAUGUAUGGCUGCAUGGGAGCCAUGACCUGGUGCCAUGUGACCAAGGUCACCCGGCUGACUUUUGACAGUGCCUACAAGGGCAAGUCCUUGAUGUACCAUGACAGCCCCUGCUCCAACGGCUAUGUCUACAUCCCCCUGGCCUUCCUGGUGAUGCUGUACGUGGUCUACCUGGUGGAAUGCUGGCACUGCUACACCCGCAAUGAGCUCCAGUACAAGGUGGAUGUGGAAAGUGUACACGAGCGUGUCCAGAGGAUGCAGCAGGCCACCCCGUGCAUCUGGUGGAAAGCCAUCAGCUACCACUAUGUUCGCAGGACCAGGCAGGUCACUCGCUACCGCAAUGGGGAUGCCUACACCACCACCCAAGUGUACCAUGAGAGAGUCAACACGCAUGUGGCAGAGGCUGAGUUUGACUACUCCAACUGUGGGGUAAAGGACAUUUCUAAGGACCUAAUUGACCUGGAGAGCUACCCAGCUACACGGCUCCGCUUCACCAAGUGUUUUAGCUUUGCCAAUGUGGAGUCUGAGAACUCCUACCUGACGCAACGAGCUCGCUUCUUCACUGAGAAUGAGGGGCUGGAUGACUACAUGGAGGCCAGGGAGGGGAUGCACCUCAAGAAUGUGGACUUCAAGGAGUAUAUGGUGGCCUUUUCGGACCCAGAUAACCUGCCUUGGUACGUGUCCCACUAUGUCUUCUGGGUGGCUGCCCUCCUGACCCUGUCCUGGCCCUUGCGGGUGCUGAAUGAGUACCGCACCUCCUAUGUCCAUUACCAUGUGGAAAAGCUGUUUGGGUUUGACUUUGUGGCAGUGACGCCAGCUGAGGAGCGCUCCUUCUGCCGCAGGAUGCCCCGUGUCAAUACGGUGGACAGCACUGAACUGGAGUGGCACAUCCGGUCAAACCAGCAGCUGGUGCCUAGCUACUCAGAAGCUGUACUGAUGGACUUGGUGGGGCUCUCUAGCUGCACCAGCUACUCAGCCUGCAGAUAUGGGGGCUACCGGCAGAACUGCGAUCGGUGCCACAGGACUAUAAGCAGCUCUUCCAUCUUCUCCCGUAGCGCACUGAGCAUCUGCAAUGGUAGCCCCAGGAUCCCCUUCAGCAGCAGCCGCUUCUCGCUGGGCCGUCUCUACGGCUCACGGCGCAGCUGCCUCUGGCAGAGCCGCAGCGGGAGUCUGAAUGAGCAGAGCUGCCCGACGGAGCAGACCCGCCUCUCCAGCCAGGUCACUGUGGAGGAGGAGGACCCUCCCCCUUACCAGGAUGCCCUCUAUUUCCCCGUCCUCAUCGUGCAUCGCAACGAGGGCUGCCUCAACCAUGACCACCGCCACCUCCAUCGGAACGGGUCCUGUGUGGAGACCUCGCUGUGAGCAGGGAGGGCGGCCAGGUCUCCUUGCUGAGCACCACUGGGGGCCCACGUGUGGGCAGACGCAGGACGUAGGAAGGGAGGGGGCAAGCCAAGGAAACAAGGCUCUUGCUCCGUGCUUGGCAUGUGGGGCAGAAAGGUCGCUGCCUCUUGUUCCUGGAGCGAAGGUGCUCCACAUAGCCCCCAUGCCCUCUGGCAGCGAUGAUGUCGUGGAAGACGGGGUGACAGUAAGCUGGCCGAGCAAGAGCACCCCCUGUGGCAUGGCAUAAAACUACAGACCAGCUAUCACAUGCAAAAAAAAAAACAAAAAAAAAAACCAACAACAGAAGAGGGGGAACGGAAAGACGGGACAGAAAUGGGGAGCAGCAUGUCCUGGUUCCCAAUGCAGCUGCUGGAGACCCAGGUUGGCUUGAGUAGGGCUCAGAGAGAAUGACACCACACACUACCCUGCUGCAUCUCUGACCUCCGUCCCUGCCUCUUGCAGAGGCCAAGGGGACUGGGACUAGUGGAACUUUUCCUCUGGGACUGGUGUUUAGCUCCUAGUGUGCCAAAGAUCCUGGGACAGCCAAGCCCAUGGAGCUGAUGGGCAGCUUAGGGGAGAUGCUCAAAAUCCCCAAGUCCAGAUCUUUCCUUCCCUCCCCCCAGCAUUUCUUUUUUUUAUUUAUUCUUUUUUUUAGACCAUGCUCCGACUGUUACACUGUUCUCAGCUGCUGGGAGCAGCACCACCUCCAGAGGAUCCCAAGGCUAGAAAGCCUCAGCCCUGAAGCUCAGAGAAUCAGCAUCCCCUAGCUAGAGCUGAAAGCCUUCCAGGACUUUCCAUUCGGGCUUUCAGCAAGCAGAAAACAACAGGGGACAUAGAAAGGAACAUCCAGACAUGGCCAAAUGCAGUCACGGCAUGAAGCCAGUAGGGCUGGCUGGAGAAAAGUCCCUCUGCAAGGCAAACUAAGGAGACCGUUUGUGUGCUGGGCUCCUGGAACCAGGAUACCAGGAAGUACCAGGGGGUGAGUUGGGAAGCUGGGGUCCUCUCAGCCUUAAAGUGAAUGAGGUCCAGUCCUAAUUAAUUCAGCCAAGCCAGGAGUUGGUGGUGGGGGAGGAAGCUAAUAGGUUCAGUUGCAGAUCAUCUGUUAAUAAUAGAUGAGCAGGUUGGUGCCUCUUGUUUUGACGUGAAGUGAAGUAAGCUGUGGUAGGAUGGGGGCUGGGUUUGGACGGGAGCUCCGAGGGCAGAAGGGACAGGGGGUAGAUGGUUGUGUGGAGAUGCCCCAGAAUUUCUGAAGACCUUGGGGUCCAUGUAGGUGAAGGGAAAGGGCUGCUACCAACAUGUAACAAUGCAAAGAGAUUCCAGCCUCCUUGCUCCUCUUGAGUCCCACACCCCUUGCUGAAAGGUUCAUAUUGGCGCAUCAGUGUUUCUACUUUGGGUUCCUUGAAGUUACCUUCAGACGGCCUCUAAAGGCCUAGAAGUGCCAAGUUCAAAUGUAGGCAUACUGAGAGAAACUCUUGAAGCAGUCAUGAAAAGGACAUUUUCCUUCCUGUUUCCUCUUCAUGUGAGUAGAGCUGCUGUUUCCUUUCUUCAGCUGCACUGCCUGGAGUGGGCCACUUCACAUGCUGUGGCAUGUGCCUCCCAUGUGGUCCUAGCAGCUCGCACAGCUUGUACACUCACAUAAUGCUGGAUCAUAGAGUCCCAGUGGAUUUAUGAGGCAGAAAGCUCUCAUGAUAACCUGAAAUUUUGAAAAGCCCUGAAAUGCUUAACAAACCUAGGCAUAACAAGAAAAAAAACAACAACCUCAUUAUGCUGAAAUAGCUAAAUUAGGGAGGAAAUUACCUGACAGAGACCCUAAAAUAUCCCAGAUCAGUGAGGUAACAUACCUGGAAAUGGAAACAGAGUCCAAUAUGAGGAGUGGUGGCAUAAGUUUGCCCUUAAGGUCCCAAUCUUGCAGUUGGAUCUGGGUGGGCAGAGCCCUGCUGAUUUACCAGGCUCUGCCUGUACAGUCCAAGAGCAGGGUUUGGGUCCUAAAUGGGUCACUCUCUUUAAAUUGCUCCCCCUCAGCUAGCGCCCAUGGGCAUAACCUCCUGCUAGGCUGGCUUUGUGGACAAGGCCGUUCAGAGGCCCGCUCUGCCAACUCUUGGUGCUGAACCCAAUCCUGAUGGACACGAGUGACCAUGUGAAAUCAGUGCUGCUCCCCUCAUGAGCAGUGGUGCAGGAUUGGGCUCUCAGUGCAGAAUAGGGAUGGCCAGGUGGGACAUCUUUCUUUCAAGCUGAGCUGAAUCAAAACAAAUGGUUCACGUGGGGAGAUGCUGAAGAAAGCUCUGACCCAAUGUGUGGCUGCCCUUGUUGCCUUCAUCUCUUGUUCACACAUUCCCUUGUCAAGUGCAUCAGAAGAUGGGGUUUGGAUACCUGCAAGUGACCAUUGCUCCCUCCUUCACCUGCAUGUCACAUCCCUCACCACUUCCUGUCCCAUACCCCCUUUCUUAUAUAGAGGUGAAGCCCUUUCUCAUACAGAGGUAGCCUAUGAAGCUCCUUGAAUGAUGAAGGCUGUGCAAGGUGAGCCUUGUGAAUACUCAGGAGGGUGAAAGGAGAUGUAGUCAAGGCUGAAGGGUAUGUUCUGUAGAGACCUUUCAAAAUAAAGUUCCACCGGCUCUGUCCUGGCUUUGUUGUGGGUAUCUCUACCCUGUGGAGAGGAUGGAUUAGCCCACAUGGAGCUCUGUGCUGCCAGGCCUGGACUGAUUCCAGUACCGCAGGGAGCUUGCUUAAAGCCAGCUUGGGUACCUCUGUGCAAAUCUACCCGGCAUUUCCUUCUCAGUCAGAAGCUUCCCAGGCCUCUUUAGGCCACUGUAGUCCCUCUCUUGUUUUCUACAUGCUCUUUUCCCAGUCAAUCAACUGUUUUCUUCCUUGUUGGAGGCCCUAAUCCUCCCUAGCCCUUGUUGCCCACCAGCUUGUCUCCAUUCCCCUCACCCAUCCCAACACAGGAUGUGACCUGUAGUAAAUACCAUCUCCAGCUGGCAGCAGGCUGAAAACCCAAGUAGCAGCACAGACCUCUAACACUUGUGCUAAAGGAUUAACAUCAUUUGCUGGCCACAGCAGCAGGUGUAUAUCCCUGCUGGUGUGGGUCAGGUGUGAAGAUGAAGGGGGACAGGUAGAACAGUAGAGUACACCACAGUUAGUCCAACCAGACUUUCCUUUGCUAACUUAUUAGUCAGAGGGUCUGUAUCUACAGGGAAUGCUGUUAGGUUGCUUCACCUAGUAGAUCAGAGAGAGGUAGUUACCCAUGUUAGUCUAAAAUUAGGCAAGAGGCAGGGUGGAGUGGCACUUUAGAGGGUAACUCAGUUAGAAACCCUCUUCUGCAUUCUGCUAGAUCAGAGGCAGCUUUGUCCUGCCUCCCCAGCCCUUCUGGAUAAUAUUUGUUUUAGGGAACUGUUCUCUAAGAAAAGUCAGUACAUCAUCCAUUUCUUCACUAAACAAGGAGACCUCUUGCUUAUAAAGCAGAUGUCUGUCCCUUUGUUACUAGCUGGACCACCUUAUUGACUUCUCUCCUCUGCCCAGGAGGUUUGUGCUCAUCUCUGCUCUUCACUCCUUGAAAUUAGCUUGUUUGGUUUCACUUGGUGUCAGUUUUGUUUCUGGUUCUCAGGCAGUAGAUUCAGAGCAAAGACUGUUUGAACUGAAACAUUUUUUUUAAAGGUUCAUCCUCAAUUUUGUUAUGAUUUUGCCUUGUUAACUGCCCUACCCCCUAGUAUGGGGCAGGCCUACAUCCCGGGCUUUCAUUCCAGUGCCCCCAACACAUCUGAUAGGUGCAGAUUACCAUUUCCUGGGACACCCUCUUUCACUGUUCAUUCUGCGCUGUCUGCAGGCUAUUUAACCUUGCCUUGGUGGAAGGGGAUGCUGUGCCAUUGAUGCCAGUGGAGGCAGCAGUGUAGCAAUGUGGCUGGGUGUCCUCACUACAGGGACAGAGGUGGCUUCUGGUUGCCAAUGCAGUUGUGAACAUGCAGUUGCUGGCAGGAACUAUUUCUAUGCUCCCCCACACAAGCUGGCACCUGAGGUGGUUGCCCCAGUCACUACAUCCUAAUUACACCACUCAGUGGAGUUGUCGUCCUUAUGCCUGUUGGAUUUAGUUUGCUGCACAGAUUCAGGGUCUAGUGUAGCUCCUAUUAAUGUCAAGGGAAUGGCUCCUCAGGAGGUUAGUUGGGGAUGGUGAAAAGGGUCCUCAUGUCAUGGAAAGUCAGAAGUAACUACCCUGAAGCCAUGGAGUUCAAAUGAAGUAAGGACAGUGCUGAGUGGAAGGCAUCAGGCCCUCAUGUCCUUCCCAAGACACUCCAUUUUAAAGCAUGUACUCCUGUCUUAAGUGAGGGAUCACUUGAGAUCUUUCGGUCUCCAGUGAGAGAGGUGUCUUGUCUAGGUGGAUGCAUCAUGGGGUGUGGAAGGUCUCUCAGUUUCUCUCAGGCAGGGGGAACUGUAGAACUGGGGCAGGUUAGAAGGGUUUUCAUGCUCACCUCCUUUAUCACUGCUUCCCAGCCCCUUGCCCAUUAGCUUUGACCAGGCCCACUCUCAUAAAGGUGAUUCCCUGGGUUCAGGCUCUGCCUUCCUCAAGGUCUCAGCAUGGAGAAUCUCCUUCCAGGGAAAGGCCAGGUUUCCUAUCGAUGCUGCUGCUGGCUGGAGCAGAAGGGCAUCUGCAGGUUGAGAAAUGGGGCCCAUUCCUCACACCUGGCAUUCAACCAGCCACCCCCCCACACACUCUGCUCUCAACUUUCAAACUCAACUUCUCCCUGUGACACCCCCCCCAGCCCACCAGUUCAGCCACAAGCAGCCUUGUCUCUGCCCCCAGCAUUAUCUGCUGCUAACAGCUUGACAUGCACUCAAGCCUCUUACCCCACUGCGGCUUGCAGGGCCGCUGAGCAGAACACAUGCUUCUGCGAGACUCAGCAGUAAAGAACUAGGUUCAGUUACCAACCCCAGAUCUCCCCUGUUGUAGCAUGUACAUGGAGGCUACUGGGCACUCCUGGUUUGGCCACAGGAGCAGCUUGCUGCCUUGUAGGCCAGCCCCAGCUCUCCCAUAGCAGUUGGGUUGGAGUGGGCAGAAAAGCCUCCCUUCCCAUCCCAUGCCCCACUUCAGGAGCUGGGUGGGCAUAUGCAUUAGAGCAGCCUGCAACUGAACAGAGCCCCAAGCCACUCAGAGGCUGCAUGCGUGACAGCCCUUGUGGAGCCCCAAAUUGAACUUUUGCACAGGCCUCCCUGCCUCUGCCACUGGCCACUUAGCAGCCCUAUAUCUCCUUUCCUUGAUAGCUCCUGGGGUUGGCCAUGAGUUGCCCUUCACUCCAAUGUGUUUGCAGCAUGCAGUUGAGGGGUGGGGGGCAGGGUCUAUCAGCAUGGGGGUGGCUUGUGCAGCCCCAGAAAGGAGGAGCUCUUCGUAUCUCAGGCUAAUGCCACAAAGACAGGCUCAGCUUCUGUGCAUAUGUGCAGGGAAACAGCUCCUACCCAGCUUGACUCUGCAGCCCCAGCUGCCUGCGUACGCCAGCACACUGCUCUCCUGCGGUUAUCCCCUUAAUAGGCUCAGCUGUCCGGUUGAAUUAAGAUACCCCUUCCCAGCCAGAUAAGUGCGAUUCUUACCAUGGCAUGGACAAGCCCCCUCCUACGGGGAUGAGGCAAGGAACUACUGAGAUUGGACAAAUGCAGCAGUUGAUUAAUCCCUGCAAGAUCCAGCGGCUUCCCCAACAUGCUGACUCUUACCCAAGCUGUGUCCUAGGGGCACAAAGUAGCUCUCCAGGGACAGCACUCAGGGUUAUCGCGCCCUGUCUCCUGGCCUUGGGUAUCCCUUUGCUCUGGCUGAGAUCCCCCUGAGGCCACUCAAUGUUGGCUAAUGCAGGGAGGUGUAUUCAGGGGAACCGUCCAGCAUGCAGGACUUACUGGGGUUGGGUCCCCUUCUUUCAGCAAGCUGUCUUGCCCCCUCCAGGGAUGGCUCAGGCAACAGCAUCCAUUCCCAUCAUCAUAGAAAAACAUGGCUGGAAGGGACAUCAGGGGGAUUAUCUGGUCCAGGUUGUGGCUCAGGGAAGGUUCACCACCAUCUAAACCAGCUCAGACAAAUGCUCAACAGGGGCCUGAACUUGGAGUCCAGUAUACUAUCUUCUAGCUAUCCCCAUAUCCUGCCCUAGAGAGGGAUGGAAUGAUGUGGGAGCAGAGGCCAUGGCCAGGGCUGGGAUGUGUGUCUGUGAAGGAGGGAGAGGCUAGUGGCUGUGGGAUUUCUAUUAGGUGGGAGGUGAGGGGAGCUUGCCAGGGCAACAAAGUGGAGAUGCUUUCUUUCUCCACAGUAUUAGAAUUCAGCCCAAAGCAUCUCAUGCUCUACCCUCUGUAGCCAUCACACUAGUAUUUCCCCUGUCCUUGAUGGGGUAGGACCCCAAUACCUUAAAGCCCCCCAGGCUUGGUACCAUUAUCUUAACUGGCCCAGCCCCCACUCUUUUUUGCAGGCUGGUAUCUGAUCUCAAUCUUGCCUGCGCUAGUGCUGGUGAUUCCUCUGA
Molecule: messenger RNA, 8002 nt
Organism: Gavialis gangeticus (Gharial)
Lineage: Eukaryota; Metazoa; Chordata; Crocodylia; Gavialidae
Gene: TMEM151B
Product: transmembrane protein 151B
Exons: 1
Coding region: 60-1505 (481 amino acids)
Source: RefSeq, a predicted model, not a curated record